UAUCCUUCUUCGUCUUUCUCCAGUUUCUCCUUUUCCCCCGUCACUGAUCCAUAGCGGUUUUCUUCAGCCUCUGCUUCAGUCCAAAGCCAUAGUUCACAGCUUUGCUUCAGCCCAUCCCUUUGUGGAGCAGCCAUUGGAGAUUGUUAAGGAUUUUGAUCUGAGCAACAGUGCCAUAAAUAGAAAGAAGAUGUGGGUUCCUUUCGUUAUCGCUACCAGUACUUGAUGACCACUUCAUUGCUUUUAUCCCAAAACUUAGGACUCAUCAACCAAACUUCCUUUCGUCGGAAUUCGCUUGCUUCCUCCAAUUUCCUGCCCCGGGGGAGUCAUUUGGAGAGGAAGUAUGGUGGGUUCGUCCCGAAUUGCAAGGAGAAUGGGAAGAGACAAUCAAAGAAGACGAGGGGAAGGAGGAGGAGCUGGUGGCAGAGGUUUUUCUUCGACGAUGAGGGAAAUUGGCUGGGUUUGAAGGAAGAUGAUAUGUUAGAAGAUCAGGUGACUGAAGAAGGUUCUUCGAGUGACGAGGUGGAGGAGAAGUUGUCGGAAGCGGAGAAAUUCGAUGCUUGGAAGAGGAGAGCGGAAGCGAUUGUGGAGUUGAGGGAAGCCCAAGAGGACAUGUUGAAUGAGGAGAGCAGAAGAUGGGAGGAUUGGAUUGUUGAUGACGUGGGGAGUUCAAGUGAUGGUUAUUAUGGCAAUGGUUCUUGGUGGAGUCCACGGGAGCUCAAUGGAAAUGGCGGCGGCAUUGGGAAUAGGUCAGGGGGAGAAGAGUCGGAGUUUGAUCCUAGUGACUUGGUGCCGCGGAACGAUUUUGUUCAAUCUGUUAAGGAAAUGGUUCUGGGGAAGGACGAUGAAGAUUUGCUUUAUGAAGAUCGCGUUUUUCGAUUUGCUUCUUUGAAUUCAGUGGCAAAAUAUUUGGCAGUACUGAUUCUCAUUCCGUGGGUUCUUGACUUCGCGGUUCAUGACUAUGUUCUCAUGCCCUUUCUGGACAGAUAUGUGAAGACUGUGCCACUUGCAGCAGAAAUGCUUGAUGUCAGAAAAGAUCAAAAGCUUGAGAUGGUGAAGGAACUGAGAAAGGAAAAAGCCAGAUUGCGACUUGAGGUAGAGAUGGGUGUAGCUCCACCACUUUCGGAUGAUGAAGUUUGGUUGGAGUUGCGUCACAAAGCGUUAGAGUUACAAGAUGAGUGGAGGUUAGAAAAUCGUACCGCAUUCGCAAACAUAUGGUCCGAUAUGGUAUUUGGGAUCUCAUUGUUCUUGCUUUUGUACUUCAAUCAGAAUAAAGUAGCUUUGUUGAAGUUCACAGGAUACAAAAUACUUAAUAAUGUAACUGAUACAGGGAAGGCAUUUAUGAUUAUACUCAUCACAGAUAUUUUUUUAGGGUACCAUUCGGAAUCUGGCUGGGAGACGUUGUUGGAAGUAUUUGUUGAGCACUAUGGGCUUCAAGUUGAUCCGUCCACUAUCACCAUUUUUGUCUGCUUUGUUCCUGUUGUCAUUGAUGCAUGUGUGAAGCUUUGGAUGUUCAAGUUCCUGCCAAGAUUAUCACCAAAGGUGGCGAACAUAUUUCAAGAAAUGAAGCGUCACUAGAGAAAAUGCAACCUCUGCAGAGAAAUGAUGCUGAACUGGAAACAUGAUCUGUUCUUUUGCUCUUUUACCUCAUCAGGGUAGACAAGCUAGGUAAUAAACAAUCUACUGUACCUCAAUUCUUUGCCUUCACCGCAGCUACCAAGGUACAUUGUUGGUUCAUAGCCUGGCCAGUUUUCUGCUAUAGUAUCUGCAGCACUGUAGAAUGGAUGAAACUGUUCUCAGGGGGGGGAGUACAAAUAGUACAUUAGAAGGCCACUACAAUUGUCCCAAAUGGGAUGUACAGAAACGUCAUUAUGAUUUCUUCAUACCCUUUUGGCUGAUACUGCAGCUGCUUUUGUUUAGUGGGAGGUGUAUCAUUAUACAAGUGACCUUCAAAGUUCCUGUUGGUUUGGGGAUGUACGCGAAAUAGAAAGAAGUUAUGAAUAUGUGAAAACUGAUGAAGUAUCAAGGCCAACGAGAGAGUGACCGAACGGUAGAGUAGUUUACUUCUGAUUUUGGGUAUGAAUCUUAACUAUAUUGAUUAAUGUUGUACUCCACACAGAUCUAACUUCCUAUUCACUCAUGGAAUCCAAGCAUUGCUAUCUUUCGAGCAUUGUUUAGGUUCGCUUGCAAUGGGAGGAUAAAAUGGAGCACCUAACAGAACCAAAUUCUUCCUCCAUUUUUGUAACCAGAGAGCAUUGAAAUUUUAAAAGCUAUAGGGUUGGGUUGGUCCUCUCCUGUCUCCUUUGUGGGCAUCUCAAGCACAAACUUUCUGUGGUCCACAUUGCGCC
Molecule: messenger RNA, 2345 nt
Organism: Linum tenue
Lineage: Eukaryota; Viridiplantae; Streptophyta; Magnoliopsida; Malpighiales; Linaceae
Source: the annotation of a GenBank genome assembly